Messenger RNA from Physella acuta, 541 nucleotides. RefSeq lists its product as uncharacterized. The record is from RefSeq and is a predicted model, not a curated record. NCBI's taxonomy places the organism in Eukaryota, Metazoa, Mollusca, Gastropoda, Physidae.
GACUGACCUAUACAAUGUCAGAUUAGUGGAUGUCAAUGUCAGAACAAUGUUUCUGAUUUUAUGUUUACUAGCACUAAAUUGUGCAGCCCAUGGCACCCAGAGCAAGUUUUAUGUUGACAUUGAUAACAAAACCAGCUCCUUCAGGCUUCUGGUGGACAGCAAGCCUUGGCUAGUCAGUGGCAACACUUUCUUUAGUCAUGACGGCCAUCAGUACUCAACAGCUGACCAAACCCUCAAGCUGCUAAUAGUAGCAUCAGAGACUGGCGAGGAUCAAGUUGGCAGAUGGCAUAAAACAGCCUUUGACUACCAGGGUGGCACGUUAUCAGUCAAGACGUCAAUCAAAACAUAUGACACGCCUCAACUACCACUUGCUAUUUUCUCACAGACUUACAUUGGUCCUGCGACCAACACAUCAAGCCAUGAUGUCAACAGUGUCAUUAGCAGUUUUCCCAGCUUUAGAACCUUGCCAUCAGAGAACCUUGGUUACCUGAGCUAUGCUGGAGAUAUGGUUGGCUACAAAAAGCUCAGUAUAGGCAGGUGA